AUGGAUCCUCCUACUAGCAAUAAAGGUGUAGUAGUCACCUCGGUGGCCCCUCCAGUAUACAAGAAGAUGUUCCGGGCUGAAAAGGAGUUAAUUUGGCGAAUCGAACGUGUUCAUGCUUCGUGUGUUACAAUUGAUCUAGAAUUUCUAGAUUUGAAGAUAUCUUCUACCUCAAAUCUACCAACACAAUCGAUUCGUCAUCUUUCACAGCAUGUAUCAAUUCGGCCGGAUGACUUCUUGCUUCUGGAUCAUUCAAUCAAAAACACCUUACGUAACAUCUCUUGCAUGUUUCAAGAGAGCAUUCAUGCCGAUGUCACAAUCGAAACUUCGGAUGGUUCCUUGAGAGCUCAUAAAGCUGUGCUCGCUUCGAGUUCGCCGGUGUUCAAGAGUAUGUUUUUGCACGAUUUCAAGGAGAAACAGUCGUCCAUAAUAAAAAUAGAGGACAUGUCGACGGAUGCAUGCUCGGCUCUUCUCGCGUACAUGUACGGGGCCAUCAAACAAGACGAUUUCUUGAAGCAUUGCCUUCCGCUGUUGGCGGCCGCAGACAAGUACGAUUUGCAAGACCUUAGAAAGUGCUGCGAGGAAAUUCUCUUGGAAGACAUCAAUUCCAGCAACGUCUUCGAGAAGCUUCGAACGGCACGGCGUUACAAGCUCGACAAGUUGACCAAGGGCUGCUUGGCAUACUUGUUUGAUUUCAGGAGGUUGCCUGAUGUGAGAGGAAAAUUGAAGGAUUUCUUUUACGACGCCGAUCGAAAACUACUGCGGGAAGUCUUCGAAGAAACCGUUGCUAAUUGGAAGUGUUGCUAA
Zingiber officinale is the source of this 804-nucleotide messenger RNA. Its product is annotated as BTB/POZ domain-containing protein At1g21780-like. The coding region runs from base 1 to 804 and encodes 267 amino acids. The transcript is spliced from 3 exons. The record is from RefSeq and is a predicted model, not a curated record. Gene Ontology annotation, molecular function: protein binding. Lineage: Eukaryota; Viridiplantae; Streptophyta; Magnoliopsida; Zingiberales; Zingiberaceae.